This is a messenger RNA of Laccaria bicolor S238N-H82, 1488 nucleotides long. RefSeq lists its product as uncharacterized. The transcript has 6 exons. Lineage: Eukaryota; Fungi; Basidiomycota; Agaricomycetes; Agaricales; Hydnangiaceae. Bases 1 to 1488 code for a protein of 495 amino acids. The record is from RefSeq and is a predicted model, not a curated record.
AUGAAACCGUCCGACAUCUUACCUCUCCUCAAAUGCCCCGUUUGCUCUCUCACUCUCGCCGCACCAAUUACUCUUCACUGUGGCCACUCUCUAUGCUCGUCUCAUCCCUUUCCGACCACAUGUCCCAUUUCGGGUUGCUCGUCUUCCGCUUUACCGGCCUUGCCUCCCAUUCCAACUCACUCGACCGUUGUCAUCACCACCUUACCAAUUUCACUUCCUCCUCCUCCCCCUUCCAUCUCUCCGAUACACCAUUCAAAGGUAGACGUCACCCUCAACAAUAUUUUAUCUUUAGUCUCUCGCACGCAGAAUCACCUCGACCGCAUUCAGCCCCACGACGACGACACCCAUGAUCCAUCAGAUCGCCCCCGGAAGAGACCCAGGCGUAUGAGCCAAGAUUCCUGUCUUCUUACACAUCUUAAAAACCAAGCCCACCACAGUAGAACGGUCCCCGCCAACCAACCUCUCCCUUCUUCUGAAUCUCUGGAUACCCCUAUUCUUCAAGGGUUCCACAAGGAACUGCUUGCAGAGUUGACUUGUGAAAUCUGUCUCAUUUUAUUAUACCAACCCAUAACUACCCCUUGUCAACAUACCUUUUGUUCAAAAUGCCUCCAUCGCUCUCUUGACCACAAGAAUGCCUGUCCCGUGUGCCGUCAUCCACAACCUGACUAUUCUUAUUUCCGAGAUCAUCCACUCAAUAAAACCAUUUACUCCAUCAUCCUCAAGGCUUUCGCUCUUGUCUAUAUUGAACGUGGCGAGAUUAUUCAACAAGAGGAACGCGACGCUCGUUUAGACACCCCGAUUUUUGUCUGUCAACUCAGUUUUCCUGGCGUUCCCACUUUCCUCCAUUUCUUUGAACCAAAGUAUCGACUAAUGCUUCGACGCUGUCUGGAAUCACCACACCCUCAAUUUGGAAUGAUCAUGUCUCCAAAAUCCGGCGUCCCAAACUCGCAAAUUGAUUAUGGAACUAUGCUCCAAAUACGGCGGGUCCAAAUGCUAUCAGAUGGCAGAAGCUACGUUGAGACAAUGGGAUCAUAUCGGUUUCGCGUUUUGGAAAGAGGCACCCUAGAUGGUUAUACGGUGGGAAGGAUCGAAAGAAUCAAUGAUUGUCCCGACCUCCCAUCAACAAGUACUCUUCAACCCACUAUUGAAGAUUUGAUGGACAUUUGCAAAUCCUUUCUUGAGCGGCUCCAACUCGGAACCGCACCUUGGGUGGUGCAACGACUCAGCAACACUAUUGGCCCGAUGCCAACAGAUCCUUCGAUCUUCUCCUUUUGGGUAGCUUUAAUCCUCCCUAUCGACGAACACGAAAAAGCCAAACUGUUUCCUAUUCGGAAUACACGCCUUCGGCUGCUGCUGGUUGUGCAUUGGAUCGAGCAGCUAAACGACAAUUGGUACGCCAGGGUUACCCAUGGCUGGGCGGGUGGUUCUCAAAUGGAUGUACGAUUUUGUAAACGUUGGACUUGGGAGUUUGUUAUUGUAAUCCGUUAA